Molecule: messenger RNA, 2027 nt
Organism: Colossoma macropomum (tambaqui)
Lineage: Eukaryota; Metazoa; Chordata; Actinopteri; Characiformes; Serrasalmidae
Gene: slc60a1a
Product: major facilitator superfamily domain containing 4Aa
Exons: 10
Coding region: 70-1641 (523 amino acids)
Source: RefSeq, a predicted model, not a curated record
CUAAAGCCAUGCAGGAGCGUCUGUCCGUGUUCUCCGCUGUCCGUGAGUGAAGUCCAGGCCCGAGUCACCAUGAACGGCAGGGUGCUCGACCGCAACUGCAACCUCAUCCUGAAGGUUGUGGACGAGCGCAUGUGGGCUCUGUUCAGGAGCCACUGGCAGCACACGCUAACCUACUGGAGCGGUUUCUUCAGCUUUGGCCUGUGCCUGGCCCUGCUGGGCCCCACCGUGCUGGACCUGCGCUGCCAGACCCAGGCCACCCUGCAGGGCAUCACCCUGGUCUUCUUCGCCCAGCAGUUCUGUCUCUUCGUGGGCAGCACUGUUGGUGGAUUCUUUAGCAAGUCGUUUGCAUGCUCUUUGUCAUCUCUUGCUGCAUCCACCUUCAUCAUCUCCGUGGUGUUCGCCUUCAUCCCCAUUUGCAGGAAUUUGCCAAUGCUUGCCAUCGCCAUGGCAAUAACUGGGCUUGCCAUGGGCGUCAUCGAUACCAUUUCCAACCUGCAGUUGGUGAAGAUUUACCAGAAAGACUCCACUGUCUUUCUCCAGGCUCUCCACUUCUUUGUAGGUCUCGGAGCGUUGUUGAGUCCCCUCAUCGCCGACCCUUUUCUUUCUGACACCGACUGUGUGUUAGGAAACAGCACCAGCAAUGCCACAUCAAUGAUGAGACACAUGAGGAACAAACUAGCCGGCAGACACGUGUACAAUGUGUCCCACUUCCAGUUCCACACUGAGGGUGAAGUGGUCACCAACGUCUCCUAUGCCUUCUGGAUCAUGGCGCUCAUCAAUCUGCCUGUGCCCAUCGCUGUGUUGGUUCUGAUGUAUCGGGAGCGAGUGCUGACAUGCUGCUCUGAACGCAGCCCACGUCUCCUGGAUGGGGACAUGCACAUGCGCACAAUCAAGAUGCAGAGAGGCUCAGAGCAGGUGGACGUGACCUCACAGGAGCAUCCUGAAUCCACAGGCCACACAAACAUGAUGAACUGCUGUCAACUCAGCAGGCUGAAUGAACUUCCCUUGUCCUUCUUUGGGCUCCAUAUUUUUGGAGGGAUGGUGCUUUUCUUUUCAGAUGGCAUAGUGGGCUCAUACACAGGCUUUGUUUACACAUAUGCUGUGGCUCCACCUCUGAGUCUGCCACACAAGACGGCCGGAUACCUGACCAGCGUUUUCUGGGCGUCCAUCACUGUGGGGCGUCUGGCCUCUAUACCCCUGUCUUACCGUAUUAAACCUGUUCGCCUGCUCACGUUCAACCAGGUUGGUGUGAUAAUCACCCUGUUCCUUCUGCUCAUCCUCUACAUGAGCAGUGUGUUCCUGUUCAUCGGCACCUGUUUUCUGGGUCUCUUUAUCAGCAGUAUCUACCCCUGCAUGCUGGCUUUCACCGAAGACAUCCUGGACUACAAAGGUUGCGCCACUACGGUACUCGUGACCUGUGCUGGGAUGGGGGAGAUGCUCCUGCAGCUGCUCGUAGGAUCGGUCAUCAAUUCAUACGGCAGCUAUAGCUUCUUGCUGUGUGGUAUGAUCUUCGGCUGUAUGGGCUUCACGAUCUUUCUGGUGCUGCUCUUAGUGCAGCAUGUACACAAACAUUACAGGACAGCAGCCACCAAUACAACCUCUCUAGCUGAGAAGCCUGAAGCUAAUGGGGUCAGUCACUAACGGCAGCCCGGUGUUGAAGCUGGACCAAAGGAAGCAAAAUCACACAAACCUUGGCGGCCGUAGUCGGAGACCAUGCAGAGUGAGGAGGAAGGCAGAUGGGACUGUGAUUGGAGUCGCUUGUUGGAGGGACCUGUGAGGAGACGAUGCUCAAAGCCAAAGACAUCAAAAUGAUCAAAUGCCAGGAAAUCAUACAGCACUGUGGAAAAGUCGGAGAAAACCCUUUGUUUAUUUAAUCGCCAGUCAAAAUGGUCAUGAAGCACAAAGCUGGGAUAUUUUACACUUAUAAAGUUCAGUCUUAGAAAUUGGUUACAUCUUUUGUUUCUCAUGAUCCAAGUAACCCAAACACAGUGAUGUUGAGGUCUGGACUCUGAGGUGGUCAGUCCAUU